UUGGUUGCAGAGAUGCACACACAGACACAGAGAGAGAGACUCACACAGACACACAGUCAGAGAGAGAGAGAGACUCACACACGCGCACAUAUCUUAUGAGAAGCUCUCAACACAAACCAACAUCAAGUGAGCAGCAAUCGCCAAGGCUUAUCAAUGUGCAUGGUCAUUUUUGCACCGAUUUUUGCCAUCCUCGCCUUUGCGACAUGCUGCGGCUACCACGGGGAGCUGCUCUUCCAGCUGCCGUGCGGGAACAGCUCGGAGCGCCUAGGAGAUGUCCACGUGCCCAUCCAGUACCCAUUUCGGCUGCUGGGGGUGGUGGCGCGGGUCUCCGGCUGCGUGCCCGCGGGCCUCCCCGUGCGUCUGGCGAGCGACGGCGCGACCGUGGCCAUGGACGCUGGGCGGCCGUCGGCGCUGCCGGCGGGCCUGGCCGGAGUGGUGCCGUCGGCGCGGCUGCUCGUCGCCGUGGGGGUGGUGUCGCUCCUCUACUCCCUCUGCGCCACCGUCGCCACCAUCUUCUACCAGCGCAACUACCUGCGCAACAACCGCGGCCCCAAGAUCGACGUGUCCGUGUCGCUGGCGCUCUCCCUGCUCUGGCUCCUCGCCUCGUGCCUGUGGGCCGCCAGCCUGGCUGAGCUGCGCGCCUCCCUGCAGCCGGCCCACCUCGGGGCCCUGGUGCCCGCGUGCCGCGCAGCCUCCGCCGCGGCGGCGGCGGCCGGGAGGGACCCCCCCGCGGCCGCCCCCCCCCAGCCCCUGCCGGCGGGGAUGGCCGCGGCGGCGAGGGGGGCAGGAGGAACGGGAGGCGUGGGACGCUCGCGGUGCGAGUGGAGGUCGGCGCCGACGCUCUCCUCCCUCGUGGUGGCGGCGGUGUUCGGCUUCAUCAACUGGCUGCUGUGGACGGGCAACGUGUGGUUCGUCUACAAGGAGACGGGCUGGCGCGCGCCGUCCCUGCGGCCCCUGCUGCGUCACGGCUCCGCGUUCUGCGCUUCCGAGCCGGACCUCGCCGCGUCCACCCGGAGGAGCGACCGCGGCGGCGGCGGCGGCGGCGGCGCCGCGGCAUCCUCGGCGAUCAGCGACCGCGACUUCGAGCGGGCGGCCGGCGACCACGUGCUGGUCGACCUGGGCGGGCAGCUGGGCACGAGCCCCAAGGCGCGGCUCCUGCAGCCGCAGGCGUCGUACCACGAGUACGACAACCCGUGUUACACCCACGGCGAGGACCCCCCGCUCGUCGAAGCCAGGGCGGUGGCGGCGGCGGGCCCGGCGGAACGCAAGGGCGACGCGCGGAUGAUGCUGGCCGAGGAGGUGCAGGAGGUCCUGUACCGGCGGCUGGGCGUGGCGGCUCUGCCGGCGGAGACGGUCGCGACGCUCGCCUCGCUGUCGCCCUCCUCGGUCGUCCUGUCGUUCUUCUCUACGACGUUCUGGUCGCCGCCGGCGGCGGCGGGGGGGGAGGGCGCGGGGGCGGCCGGGCCGGCGCAGGCCACCGGGCGCCCCCCACGGGCUCGGGGCGUGCGCCUCUCGACCGGACACAGCUUCUCGGCCGACGACGAAGACGAAGACGACGAGGACGACGGCGGCGACGACGGCAAAGACAUCGAUGGCACAAAGCGCCCCAAGAAGGUGUACGUGAGCAUCCCCAAGCUGGAGUGCCACGACGACGACGAUGACGACGAAGACGAAGACGCCGACGGACACGGAAGCGGCGGCAGCGGCGGCAAACGCGCCCGACCGAAGAGCGUCCACCCUAGCGCCGUCCGGAAGGUGGACGGCGCGGAGGAGGCGAGCAAACGCGACGCCGCUAUCAUCAACGACCUCAUCAAGAAGGGCUACCUCAUCGUGCAGAACGACGGCUGCGGCAAAGGUGGCGACGACGACGACGACGACGGCGCCGGAGGUCGCCCGCCCCGCCUGCGGAGGCAGCACCCCAUCGCCAAGAGGAAGUACGUGAGUGGCGGCAGUCAGAGGUCCACGCUGGGCCGCCAGAGCCUGGACGCCGGCGGCAGCAGGUUCUACUGUGACAGCAACGAUGGCGAUGGCGGCCUGGCCGACCCGCACGAAGUGCGGGCCAGGAAAAUUCACGUGAGCGUGCAGCGGCGCCGCUCGACGGGCGCGCGCAGCCUCAACGACGUCGACUAUGAGUUCGACGACGAGGGCAGCCGGGAGGUCGGCUCCUACAGGGGCGGUGCCGGGGGCGGUAUCAGCAGCGCCGAGGAGAUCAUGGUGUCCUGCGGUUGGGGCUCACGGCGCGGCGGUGGCGGCGGCUCCGUCAUCGGCGGCGGCGGCGGCGGCGUCGUGGUCGCGAAGGCGGCGCGGCCGGCGUCUCCGACGCGCAGGUCCAGCGCGACUCUUACUCGGCCGCGCUGGGCCGAGAGCCGCAGCUGUAACUCCACCGACACGCUCAGGGUGGACGCGGCCGUAUGCGCGGGCUCGUCGGGCGGGUCCAUGAGGCUCAAAAGUCCCGAGCGAGCCUGGGGUGAGCGUCGGGCAAGCUCCGUGCGUCACCACCACGCGGCGGCCGGCGCCGGGGCGGAGCGUUUCAAAAGCGAGGCCGGCGGGGACGCCAGGGGCGACGGUGGGGGCGCGCGCAGCAGGGGAAGGUCGACGGACGGGCGGGGACGAGAGGGCGGCGGCGGAGGCGGCGGCGGUGUCGAUAGGGGACGGUCGAUGGACGGGAGGAGGAAAAACAGCGGCGACGUCGUCGUCGACAGGGGGAGAUCGAUGGACGGCCGCGGUAAAGAAGUCAGCGGUUGCAACGAAGGCAGGGGCAGUGACCAACUUGGCAACCGGCUAAACUUGAACAGGACGAGUGACUACAUGUUCGAGAGACGCAACAGCACGAGCAGGAUCCCAGCACGCAGCGGGAGCAGGAACCUGAUCGUGACGAACGGCGGCGGUGGCGGCGGGCUGCGGAACACCGCGUCUAGCGGCUAUGCCACGUGGGCCACAGCGGGCACGGCCGCGAUAAGAACGUCGACCAGCGCGGGCGACCAGAGGAACAUGGCCGGCGGUGCUGUCACGUCUUCGGCCACGGCGUCGGCCACGGCGUCGUCGUCGUGGAGCAGGAGGGACUCGGUUGAGGCGACGGGGCCGGCGCGGCGGAGACGCAGCCGCGAGCGCGGUCGCGAGCGCGGCCGCGCCGCCCCGCGGAGGAAGCGGCGCAGCGCCACGGCGGAGGGGGCCCCGCGGCACGCCGAGGACGACGAAGCGGCACGGCCCGUCGGCCGAGAGGUUCGGAGCCUGGACAGCGACUUGGACAAGGCGGGUGGCGCGGCCUCGCGGUAG
Petromyzon marinus (sea lamprey) is the source of this 3276-nucleotide messenger RNA. Lineage: Eukaryota; Metazoa; Chordata; Hyperoartia; Petromyzontiformes; Petromyzontidae. The record is from RefSeq and is a predicted model, not a curated record.